AAAAUCAUUAUUCCACCCCACUACCGGCUCGUCUGUCUCGUGUGCGUAGAGGAGCAGCCAGACACCAGCUAUAAAGAUCGAGUGUUGGUCCUUCGCCCGUCACACUUUAUGUCUUGCUCUCGUCUCAGUCGUAUCUCACGUGUAUAGCAACUACGCAAGAUGAGGACAGUAAUUAUGUGCCUGGCUCUGGCUUGCGUUGCCAUGGCUCGAUCCGAGGGAUACUGGGUUCAGUUCACUGCCAAGAGCGUCAAGAGUGAUAUCUUCAUACCUCUACGCGCGAACAAAACGACUAGCCUCAUUAAUGAGUGCGGCAAAGAAGUAACGGAACCUCUGGGCAUCCUGGAGCACACUUACAAGCAAGGCUCGGCCAGCUCGGACGAAAAGUGCACGUGGAAGCUUCACGCGCCGAAAAAUCACGUGGUUAACGUAAUCUCGGUGUUGUUCGUCCUGGAAGACGAGAUAAAGCCCAGCAAGGACGAUGACGUCAAGACCAGCACCAUCUCGCUCUACGACGGCGGAGAAGCCGUGGAGAAGAAGCUGCUUACCAGAUACUUCGUCACGCCUCAGGAGAAGGUCGGCUACUUCGUCCAGAGCAUCUCCUCCAGUCAGGACAUGGUCGUGGAGAUCAAGUACCACGACAACAAGGAUUUCGCAAGCCAGAAGAUCCUGGUUAACUACGAGUUCCUCGAUGUCGAAAAAAUGAAGGAGUUGCUUCGCGCCACGUAGAGAGACGAAACUUCUUAACGAGCACGUAGUGUGCGCCGCUACGCACAAUAAGUGUUACGUCGUGACACUUUUCUUUCUUUCUCUCCGCGCUUUGUGAUUUUGACGGCUAUUAGCAAGCCGAAGGUUGUGCGCUCAUUAUUUAAUAUCAAAGUUCGCUGUAUACAAGGACGCGAGUUUCUGAAAUUCUAGGAGCAAUUUAUUUGUGAUACGGCUGUGCAACUUUUUAAUAGACGUUGAUCGCGUAUAAUACGACGUGCUGUGAACGUGAAACCGAAAGAGUUUUUAUAUAAGAAUAAAAUACACUGCACAAAAAA
Molecule: messenger RNA, 1040 nt
Organism: Nasonia vitripennis (jewel wasp)
Lineage: Eukaryota; Metazoa; Arthropoda; Insecta; Hymenoptera; Pteromalidae
Exons: 4
Coding region: 160-726 (188 amino acids)
Source: RefSeq, a predicted model, not a curated record